AGAUCUGAAACUGGACAACAUCCUUCUGGAUGCGGAGGGCCACUGUCGUCUGGCCGAUUUUGGAAUGUGCAAGGAAGGUAUCACGAAGGACAAGUUGACCAGCACGUUUUGCGGCACACCUGAUUACAUAGCUCCAGAAAUUCUCCAGGAGUUGGAAUACGGUGUAUCGGUGGACUGGUGGGCACUCGGAGUGUUGAUGUACGAAAUGAUGGCCGGGCAGCCGCCUUUCGAAGCGGACAACGAGGACGAUCUGUUUGAGGCGAUUCUCAACGAUGAUGUGCUGUACCCAGUUUGGUUGUCGAAAGAAGCGGUGAACAUUUUGAAGGCGUUCAUGACGAAAAAUCCAUCUAAACGAUUGGGUUGUGUGCAGUCACAAGGCGGUGAGGAUGCAAUUCGCGCGCAUCCGUUUUUCCGUGAAAUCGACUGGGACGCGCUUGAGGCGCUUCGUAAAUCGAAACGUGAUGCAAACAACUUCGAUGCGGAUUUCACAAAGGAAGAGCCAGUACUGACGCCAACAGAUCCGGCGGUGAUUCGUUCAAUAAAUCAGGAAGAAUUUCGCGGGUUCACUUUUGUGAAUCCGCACUUUGUAUACUAA
This is a messenger RNA of Angiostrongylus costaricensis, 595 nucleotides long. The record is from the annotation of a GenBank genome assembly. NCBI's taxonomy places the organism in Eukaryota, Metazoa, Nematoda, Chromadorea, Rhabditida, Metastrongylidae.